Molecule: messenger RNA, 900 nt
Organism: Saprolegnia diclina VS20
Lineage: Eukaryota; Oomycota; Saprolegniomycetes; Saprolegniales; Saprolegniaceae
Exons: 6
Coding region: 23-862 (279 amino acids)
Source: RefSeq, a predicted model, not a curated record
CCAUUUCGGCGGAUCGAGAGCGAUGAGCACAAUGCGCCGGGCGUCGGUGACGGACCAGGCGCCGGUGACGGACGGCGUCCUACGCCUCGGACGCAUCUGCCACUCGUACACGCGCCGCAGCGGCGACAACAACAAUGACAUCGUCUUGCACACGGGCCGGCUCAUGGAAAACACGGCGAACCAGUCGAUCCUCUCGCACCUCCUCGCCAAGAAGCGCGUCGAGCCGCCGUACAUUGACACGAAGCGCGCGCGCAUGGGCUGGCUCACCAAGCGCGGCGCGUGGGUCAAGAGCUGGAAGAGUCGCUGGUGCGUCCUGUACAAUGGCUUUGUCUACUACUACAAGGCGCCCGAAGACGUCAACCAGUCGCGCAUGUGCCUUGGUGUAAUCGAUCUCAUGGGCGCGACGGUCGAAGUCUGCGACCAAUACAAAGCCGAGCUCACCGACAUCCCGUACAACUCGUUCGUCUUCAAGAUCGACCAAGUCGCGACGGAGAGCAGAACCUUUUACUUUAUCGCGCCAACGACGCGGGACCUCGAAGAGUGGAUCGCGGGUUGCCAACUGGACACGUGGCAACCGCACUGGUGCACGCUGCACAACGGCGUGCUCUCGUACUACAUGGGCACGGAUCGCAUGGCGCCGCUGCGCCUCGGCGUCGUGUACCUCACGCGCUGCCUCAUCGAAGACGUCGCGCCCGACGAAGUGCGCUACAUGAACAGUCCGGCCACUACCUUCAAGCUCACACAGCUCAAGCCCGAGGAGCGCACCUACUACUUUUCGACAGACUCGGAGGCCGAAUUCGAUAUGUGGAUGCAAGGUCUGCGUGCGGCGUCGCAAGCCAUCACCGACCGCUGUAGCAUGUAGGGACAAGACGAGUAAUUUAUGUAAUCGGUGAUCGCUUC